AUGACGUUCUGGAAGUACUACUCCGGCCAGAAGGUGGCCCCCAUCCCCACGCUCUUCGUGGGCGGCAACCACGAGGCACCGAACUACCUGUGGGAGCUCUACCACGGCGGCUGGGCGGCCCCCAACAUCUACUUCCUGGGCUAUGCCGGGGUGGUGAAGUUUGGGGGCGUGCGCAUCGCGGGGCUGAGCGGCAUCUACACAGAAAACCACUACAGCAUGCGCAGCGCCUACCAUGUGCGCCAGCUGGACGUGCACCGGCUCAUGCAGCUGCGCGCCCCCUUGGACGUGUUUGUGUCGCACGACUGGCCGCAGUGGAUCACGCGAUACGGGGAUGCGGCGGCGCUUUUCAAGAAAAAGCCCUACUUCCAGAAAGAGGCCGAGCGCGGCGACCUGGGCAGCCCGGCCAACCUCGAGUUGCUCAACGCGCUGCAGCCAGGCCACUGGUUCAGCGCCCACCUGCACUGCAAAUUCGCGGCCGUCGUGCCGCACGGCGGCGACGGCGGCGGGCUCGUCGGCGGCGGCGGCGGGCCGAUACGGCUGCCGGGCUCGCCGCCUCGCGGCGGCGGGGCAGCGGCGGGAGCGGCGGGGCGGACGGGCGCCGGGGAGCGCGUGACUCGGUUCCUGGCGCUGGACAAGUGCCUGCCCGGGCGGCAGUUUUUGCAGGUGCUUGAAUUGGAGGCUACCGGCCCCCUGAAGCUGCAGUACGACGAAGAGUGGCUGGCAGUGCUGAGGGCCACCCACCACCUCACCAGCCUGGACCAGCGGGGCCCCCAGCUGCCGCAGGGCUGGGGCGGCCGCGCCGGCCCGAGCCAGGAGGACCGGGACUUUGUGGCCGCAGCCCUUGCGCAGCGCGGCGGCCCCACCAUCCCGCAGAACUUUGCGCCGACCGCACCAGCCUACAACCCCUCCGCCGGCCGCCGCCGCGGGGCGCAGCCCCGGGCGGUGGCGCGCAACCCCCAGACUGAGGCGCUGUUUGAGUUGAUAGGGCGGCCCUUCAACUUGGAGCACGGCACAGGGUCCGCGGGCGGCGGCGGCGGCAGCUGGCAGCGGCCGCAGCAGCAGCAGCAGCAGCAGCAGCAGCAGCAGCAGCCCUGGCAGGACGGCGGCGUCGGCGGGAGCAGCGGCGCGGGCCGCGCGCCGAUGUUCGUGCCUGGGAGCGUGGUGCAGGCGGCUGGGACGGCGGCGGCGGCCCCGGCGCCGGCGGCUCCAAACCCGGAGGAGAUUGAUAUCGACGACGAUGAAGAUGACGAUAUGGAUGGCGGCGGCGGCGGGCAGGCGCCAGCGGCAGGGGCAGCAGCAGCGGCAGCAGCAGAUGGGGGCAGCGGCGGAGGGGCGGCGGGCGGUGGUGGCCAGCAGGCGGCCGCGGCGGCGGCGCCCAACCCUGAGGAGAUCGAUUUGGGGGAUGAGGAUGAGGAGGAUCCCCUGUUUGCACCGGUUGAUCUGGGCACGUUCAAGCGGUGA
Molecule: messenger RNA, 1461 nt
Organism: Monoraphidium neglectum
Lineage: Eukaryota; Viridiplantae; Chlorophyta; Chlorophyceae; Sphaeropleales; Selenastraceae
Product: Lariat debranching enzyme
Exons: 7
Coding region: 1-1461 (486 amino acids)
Biological process (GO): mRNA splicing, via spliceosome
Cellular component (GO): nucleus
Molecular function (GO): RNA lariat debranching enzyme activity
Source: RefSeq, a predicted model, not a curated record